UGAUUAUCUCCGCUGCUGCCGCUGCUGCUGCUAAACUCAGCUGCUGCCUCUGCCUCAAGGACCCCGGCGCCUCUCCCCCCAGCCAUGCUGCCUGCUGCCACAGCCUCCCUCUUGGGGCCCCUCCUCACUGCAUGGGCCCUGCUGCCUUUCACCCAGGGCCAGACCCCCAACUAUACCAGACCUGUGUUCCUGUGUGGAGGGGAUGUGACCGGGGAGUCAGGUUACGUGGCAAGUGAGGGUUUCCCCAACCUGUACCCCCCCAAUAAGGAGUGCAUCUGGACAAUAACGGUCCCUGAGGGCCAGACUGUGUCCCUUUCCUUCCGAGUCUUUGAUUUGGAGCUGCACCCCGCCUGCCGUUAUGAUGCUCUAGAGGUCUUUGCCGGGUCUGGAACCUCGGGCCAGCGGCUUGGACGCUUCUGCGGGACCUUCCGGCCUGCGCCCUUAGUCGCCCCCGGCAACCAGGUGACCCUGAGGAUGACGGCGGACGAGGGCACGGGAGGACGAGGCUUCCUGCUCUGGUACAGCGGGCGGGCCACCUCAGGCACUGGCCCCCCCCCAGGCGCGAGGCGGAAAUGGGUCACCGACCCGCGGGUGGAAUGGGCGGCCUGGGGUUACUGGGACGAGCACCAAUUUUGCGGGGGGCGGCUGGAGAAGGCCCAGGGAACCCUGACCACGCCCAACUGGCCCGAGUCCGAUUACCCCCCGGGCAUCAGCUGUUCCUGGCACAUCAUCGCGCCCCCGGACCAGGUGAUCUCGCUGACCUUCGGGAAGUUUGACCUGGAGCCCGACACCUACUGCCGCUACGACUCGGUCAGCGUGUUCAAUGGAGCCGUGAGCGAUGACGCCAAGAGGCUGGGAAAGUUCUGCGGCGACACCGCCCCGGGUCCCAUCUCCUCUGAAGGGAAUGAGCUCCUCGUCCAGUUCGUCUCUGACCUCAGUGUCACGGCCGAUGGCUUCUCCGCCUCCUACAAGACCCUGCCGCGCGGUGCCGCUGCCGAAGGGCAGGCCCGGAGCCCCGGGGAGGAUGCCCGGUCCGGGGCCUCGCUCCCCAAGCCCGGACCCCCACCUGUGGAGAAGCCAAAGGCCUCAUCGGAGGCUCUAGCACCUCCGGAAGCUCCCAAUGUGCCCAAUGUGUCCUGCCCAAAGCAGUGCCGAAGGACAGGCACCUUGCAGAGCAACUUCUGUUCCAGCAGCCUGGUGGUGACUGCGACAGUGAAGUCCAUGGUUCGAGGCCCAGGGGAGGGUCUCACUGUCACUGUCAGUCUCAUUGGUGCUUACAAAACCGGAGGCCUGGACCUGCCUUCUCCAAUCACUGACACCCCCCUGAAGUUGUAUGUGCCUUGCAAGCAGUGCCCUCCCAUGAAGAAAGGAGCCAGUUAUCUGAUGAUGGGCCAAGUGGAAGAGAACAGAGGUCCUAUCCUUCCUGCAGAGAGCUUCGUGGUUCUCUACCGGCCCAACCAGGACCAGAUCCUCACCAACCUCAGCAAGCGGAAGUGCCCCUCCCAGCCUGGUCGGGCUGCUGGGUCCCAGGCCUGAAACCCAGGCUACCUUCCUAGCCUGGAGCCCUAGGGACUCCUUUCUUAUCCAAAUAAAUGUUUCUUGACUGA
Nyctereutes procyonoides (raccoon dog) is the source of this 1607-nucleotide messenger RNA. It is a transcript of the gene PCOLCE, whose product is annotated as procollagen C-endopeptidase enhancer. The transcript has 10 exons. The record is from RefSeq and is a predicted model, not a curated record. The coding region runs from base 85 to 1536 and encodes 483 amino acids. Gene Ontology annotation, molecular function: protein binding. NCBI's taxonomy places the organism in Eukaryota, Metazoa, Chordata, Mammalia, Carnivora, Canidae.